Molecule: messenger RNA, 998 nt
Organism: Populus nigra (black poplar)
Lineage: Eukaryota; Viridiplantae; Streptophyta; Magnoliopsida; Malpighiales; Salicaceae
Product: protein HEADING DATE REPRESSOR 1-like
Exons: 3
Coding region: 141-785 (214 amino acids)
Biological process (GO): regulation of flower development
Source: RefSeq, a predicted model, not a curated record
AGAAAGUUGAAACGGACACUGCUUGUUAUCAAUCUUCAUUUCCAGAAGAACCUCUCUCCGUCUGUCUCUCUCUCUAUAAGCAAAGAGAGACCUUGGUGUUCAUAGUUCUUGAAAGUUGAAGAAAGUUUUCAUCUUCUUCAAUGGAAAAGGAGGACGAUAAUAAUAAAACCAAGGAACCUUUGAAUGGCUUCUCCCCAGUCUCUUCAACUAGGAUCUUUUGGAAAUCUAGAAAGAGAUCAGCUAGCGGGAGGAAUUUAGACAAGGUAACUGAGGACAAUGUUAAUGAAACACCCAACAAACAGGAGGAAUCUUCCAAUGAUGAAAAGAUGCAGGACCAAAAUCUAACUCCAGAGCUUUCUGAACGUCGAAAGGCCCUCUUUGAACCGUUGGAACCUGUAACAAAUAUCAAUGGCAAGAGAUCAUCUGCAGAAUCCCUACUCCCUCCUCCAGAUUUUGAUGCUGCAAGCUAUCCCAAGGGCUGGCUAAUUGGAAAGAAGCGAAAGCUUGUUAAUGUAGAUGUUGUUGAGAGCAUGAGGAGGAUUGCCGUGCAGGAAAUGAACAGAAAGGACCGAGAAAUUGAUGGCCUAAAUGAGCAGUUGGAAGAAGAUGCACGGUGUCUAGAACAUCUCCAACUCCAACUUCUGCAAGAAAAAAGUAAACGUGCUGAGGUAGAGAGAGAGAAUGCUAUGCUGCAAGACCAGAUAUCAAUGCUUAUGAACAUGCUACAGGAAAAUGAGCCAAUGGGCGAUGAAGAUCUGGGGAAUGAAGGUCCUGAUGAACCUUAAAUAUGUUUUGAUUAUUUAUUCUUUUUGUAGGUUUGUUGGGGAAAGUUAGAAGAAUUCAUACAUGAACAUACACGCGGUUUUGUCCAAAUAUUUGUUGGAGGUCAUGUUACUGUAUCUGUUGAAAUGGGCGCACCUUGUGCACGCUUGUUGCUGUUUGUAGUCGUGUCUCCUUCCUAUCUUGUAAAUGCAUACAGGCCUCUGGUAAUUUGUUCA